Molecule: messenger RNA, 3898 nt
Organism: Oryzias melastigma (Indian medaka)
Lineage: Eukaryota; Metazoa; Chordata; Actinopteri; Beloniformes; Adrianichthyidae
Gene: coch
Product: coagulation factor C homolog, cochlin (Limulus polyphemus)
Exons: 15
Coding region: 1337-2842 (501 amino acids)
Source: RefSeq, a predicted model, not a curated record
UCUUUCUUUCUUUUUUUUUGCUAAUUUGGCAUCUGCUAAGGUUUUUUUAUGCCAAUUUGGAGCUUAGCUAAUAUUUUAGCAACAUGCUAACGUUUUUAGCUAAUUUGAAAUUUACUGAGGUUUAGAACUUAGCUUAACAUUAGCAACGGGCUAACUUUUUGACUAAUUUAGUCUGCUUACAAAGGAAUUUUAGGCUAUUUUGGAGUUUAGUUGGUAGCCAAUUUAAGCGACGAGCUAGCUUUUUUGGCUAAUUUGGAAUCUAGCUCAUAUUUAAGGAACACAUUAAAUAUUUUUACAAAAUUGUAUUAAGCAAUUUUACUACAAACUUUUCAGAGAUUUAGUUAAACGUUAGCACUCUUUCAUAGCUCUUUAAUUAAAUUUGCAGUCUUUUAGCAAAUUUGACAUUUAGCAAAUUGCUCUUGAUUUUCAGCAAAUCCCUUUAGAAAGUAAAUAGCUUCACCAAGUGAGCAAAAAGCAUUCACACUAUCGCAGCUAAUGGAACUUUUCUAGUAGAGGUUUAAUUUGAUAAAGGUUUAUCUUGUUUUUGGAAAAUAAUCAGUAAAGCUUUUGACCUUCUGUUGUUCCAAAAAGCGGGAUAAAAAUUCAGGAGAUUUGACUUUAGGUCAGAAAACUGCAGCAGAAGAUCUUCACUCCGAGAUUUGUUGCUAAAGAAGUUUGUCUCUAAAGUCAAUCAUUAGGAUGCUGCAGGAGAAAGAGAUGAUCUUAUAGCAUCUGUGGAGCUCCUGACAUCUGCAGCAGCUGCUGAAAUCUUUCAGCUUCAGCAUGAAAGAUGAAGGUUUGACUUCCAUCAAACUGAAGACCAAAGAACCGACUCUCUCCUGUUUAUUAUUGACGUAUUUGUGUGGAUCAGUAAAUAUUUUUUGUUUUUAAGGCUGGUGUUUCCCUGGCCUCUCGUCUUGCUUCCGUAUGCAGAUGAGUUGCAGGUUUCUCACAAACUUGGAUCUUCUGAGGGAUGAGGCUCCGCCCCCUUUGUGUGUGUGUUAUUUAAGUCCUUUCUCUCCAGCUGACCGCCUGAUUCCACAUCAAACCUGCAGCUGAAGAAACAGUCCGUAAGGCUGAGCGAAUCGUUUAACCAGAUUAACUUUACAAACUUCAUCUGUCUCUGAACUCCAGGAGCUGAAAUGAGUCACUUUUAUGUUUUGCUCACAGGGUUCCUCGUCUUCAUCUCUCCUCUGGAAUCAGGAUCUUCAGAAACCCCUCUGAUGGGGGGCGUGGUCUGUCAGAUGCAGAUCCGGUGGCGUGUGAGACUCGAGGAUCGGACCUGGAGCUGGAUGACGUGGUGGUGCUGUGUCCUGCGGGCUGCAGGCGGACCAGGAUGUCGGUGUUUGGGACGGGCCUGUAUGCUGCUGUGUCGUCCGUCUGUGGAGCUGCUCUGCACAGGGGGGCUCUGGGUCCGUCUGGGGGUCCCGUUAGAGUCCUGAAACAACGGGGGCAGCACAGCUACUCGAGCUCCUUCGCCAACGGGAUCCAGUCCCUGAGCCUGUCCCACUGGACCUCCUCCUUCAGCCUGUCCAAGAACAUGAACCCUCCUCUGGAGUUCACCGCUGAGACCCGGACCACAGCUCUGGCUGCAGAUGCACCACCAGCAAAGAAAACCUUGAAGAAACCUUCGCCAGUGAAGAAGGUCCAAACAGGUGGAAACAAAGACUGUCAGCUGGACAUCGCCGUGGUGAUGGACAGCAGCAGAAACAUCGGGCAGCGCAGGUUCAACCUGCAGAAGAACUUUGUUGCCAAACUGGCGGCCACGUUGAGAGUCGGAGCUUCAGGACCGCAUGUGGGUCUGGUCCAGGCCAGUGACUCCCCAAAGACAGAGUUUGUGUUGAGCAGCUACACUCAGCCCAAAGAACUGCUGUUUGCCAUCAAAGAGUUGACCUUCCUGGGAGGGGACACCAACACAGGUAAAGCCAUCCUCCACACGGCAGAAACCUUCUUCACCCAGGACAACGGCAUGAGGCGGGGUCACCCCCGGGUCAUGGUGGUGUUGAUCGACGGCUGGCCGUCCGAUGAUGUGGAACAGGCGGCCAUCUUGGCCCGAGAGAGCGGAAUCAACGUGUUUUUGGUGUCUGUAGCCAAACCGGCCGCCGAGGAGCUCAGCAUGGUGGCAGACAGAGACUUCAUGAAAAAGGCGGUGUGCAAAGAUAACGGUUUCUUCAGUUACUCCGUCCCCAGCUGGUUCAGCACCACCAAACAUGCCAGAUCUCUCGUGCAGAGACUCUGCUCUCUGGACAGUCUCCUCUGCAGUAAAACCUGCUACAACUCCGUGAACAUCGGCUUCCUCAUCGACGGCUCGUCCAGCGUCGGGCUGGAUAACUUCAGGAUGGUUCUGGACUUUCUGGCAGGAAUCGCUCAAAGCUUUGACAUCUCUGACGUCGGAGCUCAUGUCGGUGCGGUCCAGUUCACCUACGAUCAGAGGCUGGAGUUCGGUUUGUUUGACUACUCCACCAAGGAGGACACCAUGAAGGCCCUGAGAGGAAUCUCCUACAUGAGUGGAGGAACGGCCACCGGAUCGGCUAUCAGCUACGCCACCCAGAACCUGUUCAGAAAUGCUAGGCGGGGUCACGAUUUUCUCGUUGUGGUGACAGACGGCCAAUCGUACGACGACAUCACGGGUCCAGCGAUGGCGGCGCAGAGACAAGGCAUCACCAUCUUCUCGGUGGGCGUGGCCUGGGCACCCCAGGAUGACCUCAGAGCGAUGUCAUCAGAGCCAAAAGAUCGCCACACCUUGUUCAGCCGAGAGUUCACCGGCCUUCUGGACUUCAUCCCGCUCAUGGUUCGAUCCAUCUGCCAGGACUUCAUGGAGAGCAGCGAGAUUCGGCCGUGAGCCUCAGACCAGAAGAUUUUUCUGACCAGGACUGAACGCCGCUGGUCCUGGAGACACGCAGAAGACGCCACAGCGACUGAGGAAUGACUCCAGCAUGAGCUGUUUUAGGAGAACCCGUGAACUUUGAUAGAUGGGCUUUUUUUAAUCUUUACAGACGAUCAUUGAUCUCUCAGGACCCUGAAGGCCACAUCUUUGAUUUUCUUCAGCUUUUCUUCCAGACGCUGAUCUAACAAAAUGCAUUGAUUGAAAUACAUUUCAUGUUUGCCUUUACAUCUCAGUGAUCGAUUCCUCUUUAAAAAUCUCAAAUUAACCUGUUGACCUCGAACGCACCAGAAUAAAAAAAAAACAGAACCUUUUAUUUUCUAGAUAUAUGUUCGUUUCUGUGUCUAUCCCAUGCAGCUGCAUCUAUCAGUUCUGCUCGAUAUUCUCAAAUCUUCUCAGUUUCAACAUUUUUAAAAAAUCUUUUUAAAUUGUGGAUCAUUGAGCUUCAGGUUUGGUUGAAUUCCAUCAUUUACAUCGACGUACAGAGAACUUCAUGAUUCUGCACAAAUCCUGAAGCUGUAAAAAGAAGCCCACACCACUAGCACUCCACCCCCAUGCUGUCCCCUUUAUUUGGGACAUAUUUGGGUUUUUUUCUGUAGAAUAAACUUCAUACGUCCAAGUUAAUGUACAUUACUCAAAUCAUUUUUGAUGUUUUCUCUGUUGAUUUUAAAAUCUUAAUGAAUAAAAAGUUGUGCUGGAAUGACAAUAAAUGAGUUGACGAGCAGUAAAGUGUUCAUGUACACCAUUUAAUAAUUAUCAUAGACAUUUUAUAUACAUUUGAACAGCUGAACUGCAUGGUGAGUCUUUAAAGUUUGUUCAUACUUUAUAAACAAAAGUCCAAACCUGCAAAUGAGCAGAACUUUAAUGUUUCACUUUUUUUUUUGGGAAGACUAGAAAAAAAACUGUCUGGUAUCACUCAUGCAAACACAAACAGGACGGAGGUACCGAGUUGAUCUUAGCGUUGCUGAAAUGGGUUUUAUCCACCGAAGUUAAAAAAAAAAAAGUAAACAAAAA